Miscanthus lutarioriparius is the source of this 261-nucleotide messenger RNA. Lineage: Eukaryota; Viridiplantae; Streptophyta; Magnoliopsida; Poales; Poaceae. The record is from the annotation of a GenBank genome assembly.
AUGAUGAAGGCCGGGCGCGACGGCGCCGAGGCCGCCGUGGCCGUGCUCUGGGCGGUCUGCCACCGGUACUGGGACCGCCGGGCGGCGGACGCGGCUGCGGUGGCCGAGGGCGGGAUCACGAUGCUGCUCCUGCUGAUGCAUAGCGGGUGCUCGGCGGCGGCGAGGCAGAUGGCGCUGGCGCUGCUCAAGAUAUACAGGGUGAACGCCAAGAGCUGCCUCGCCGGCUACGACUCCAAGACCACCCACAUCAUGCCGUUCUGA